AUGUGUCAGCAUAAUUAUCAAUUUUUUCGUAUUAUUAUUGGAUGUAUCGGCAUAAUCACGUUAUUUUCACAUUUUAUUGCAGCAACAUUAUGGAUUGCUUAUAUUUUAGGCUGGCGAAUAAUUCGAAAAUUGAAAUAUAUACAACAAACAAGAAGAAUGAAUCAUUGUAAUCCAACUGCAUCGUGUUCAACUACGCUAACAACAACAACAACAACUACCAUACCAUAUAGGAAUAAUGUCAACUUACAACAAUAUCAAACAAACUCUGAAAAAUUUUGUAAGCCUAAUUUCACAUGGCCUAUAUGUUCACUGAGAAUGUCAACUCAAAUUAUUAUAUUAUCAAUGCAAUUGAUUGAUAUGUUAGGUUGUGUAGAUUUAACUAGAUUGAUAUAUCUUUCAACUACUGGUAAUGAUUUACGUUUAUUAACUGUUGACUGGCUAUGUCGAUUACAAAUAUUUUUAUCAUUUAUCAGUUGUGAUAUUUCUGGUUGGCUUUUUGUAUGUUUAUGCAUUGAACGUUGUUAUAUUACAUUGUAUCCAAAAAAAUAUUACAGUAUGAAUCAUGCCUCGAUUGGACCAACUUUAGUGAUGAUAUUAUUUGUUUAUUUAUUAUGUAUUUCAGCGAAUUUAUUUCUACUCAUUUCAAAUAAGCCAGUUUGUUCUGGAACAUUCCGAAGUGAUUCAGUGAAUGUUGUCAAAGUGUCCAUUACUUUAAUCAUUCCUGUCAUGAUUGUUACAAUAUCUACCAUAGUUAUGAUUAUUGUUUUAAUAAAAUGGAAAUUAAAAAAUACCAAAUUAGGAAUGAGAACAAUAUCUUAUCGAAAUAAUCCAACAACAACAACAACAAUGAACAAAAAAUUCCCUAGUUCACCGAUUAAAACAACAGGCUUAUCACUUACACAUACAACAACAACAACAACAACAACAACUGCAUCAACAAAUCAUCAACAAUCACAAAAAACUAUUCAACAUUCAUUGCAUAGAAAACAACCAACUGUAGUAAGAUUGAUUGUUUAUAAUAUGUCAGCUAGGAUAACUGUAGCUAAAAUGAUGUUAGUUUGUGCUGUUCUCUACCUUUUUCCUUUAUUAUCUUUAUUUGUAUUCGGUUCCAUCUUCAGUGAUUAUUGUUGUUUUCUUGUAGCGAGAAAAAAUUGUCAAUGGAAUGAUAAUAUUUUUAAUUUAAUGUCUAUACUCUUUUGGUCGACACAAUCAAUCACUAGUUAUGUUCUUAUGUUAGGCGCUGUCACUAUCAGGCAUGAUGUUCAAAUUAUGAUGUGGUGUAUAUGGUAUAGUAUUUUUAAGCGAAAUUAG
Molecule: messenger RNA, 1311 nt
Organism: Schistosoma turkestanicum
Lineage: Eukaryota; Metazoa; Platyhelminthes; Trematoda; Strigeidida; Schistosomatidae
Source: the annotation of a GenBank genome assembly